Messenger RNA from Vitrella brassicaformis, 1635 nucleotides. The record is from the annotation of a GenBank genome assembly. Lineage: Eukaryota; Vitrellaceae.
CCACGAUGAAGCACCACUUCGUGCCGCUAGAGUGAGCAGUCCCCUCAAUCUGCUGUCCGGUGAGGACUGGAGGCGGAAUGCACGAUUCGGGAUGCCAACAAAGCAUCAUAUCAUUCAUCUCAGCAGCAACUGAAUGAGAUCUUUGCUCGUCCUUUCGGCUCUGACGUCCGCAUCAGUCACCAUUCACACGGGUAAAGAUCUGCUAAGAUGGACAACAGCUGCAGGCCAUGAGGAUUCUCAUCUCGUGCACCCACUGACUUCAGGUCACUUCGCCUGCUAUCUGCAUCCUUCUCCAUCGCCGCUUCAGGAGAUCAACGCAUUCGGCCAAAUGGGCGUCAUGGUCAAGCGCGACGACCUGCUGCACCUCCAUCCCAGCGACAUCAACGGCAACAAAGCCAGAAAGUUCCUCGCCCUGCACAGACGGCUUUUUGACAGCGACUCAUCGACCUCUGCCCCUCGGGUGAUUGUCAGCCACGGCGGCGUUCAGAGCAACGCGUUGAGGGCACUGAGUGCUCUGGUCCGGACGUACAAUGAGAGGGGUGGCUCCUGCCGGCUGUUGUACUACUGCAAGAAGAUACCUUCGUGGCUGCGGGAGCGGCCUGUUGGGACCUUUGCUGCGGCGCUGGAACAGGGCGUGGAGUUUCGGCCUCUUGCGAAUGCCGAAUACGCCAAGUAGGCGAUGAGAGCCGUCUGGUGGCUAGGUGCUAUCAAACGCAUCCAUGCGUGUGUGUGUGUGUUUGUGUGUGUGUUGUCUGUCUGCGUGCAGGCAUUUUGGUGGAGAUGCCGGCUCGCCAUCAUUGCCCCAGACUCUCAUGCCGCAGGAGGAAGAUGUUCUGUUCAUUCCGCAGGUACCUCACGCCCACACACCCGCCACCCCUGUGUGUGUAUGUCUGUGUCCAGGGGGGCGCCUGUGGCUCAGCUGAGGAAGGCGUGGCCCUCCUCGCCGAGGAGCUUCUGACACAGCUGCCUUCAUUAUUACCACCAGCAGCAGCAGCGACGAUCGUGUUGCCUGGUGGCACUGGGUCGACCGCUCUGUUCCUCGCCCGCCACAUGCAGCGCAGGAAAGAUGUGGAGGUGGUGGUGGUGCCUGUGGUGGGCGACUGGGCCUACAUGGCCAGGCAGAUGAGCCGACUCGAUCACCUCACCGGGGGUACGCAUACAGCCAUGGACGCCUCUCUCUCUCUCUGCAAUGAUCGUUGCUUCAUUGUAGGUCAUGGCGUCUUCCCCUCCAUAGCAGUGCCGUCCACCCCGCCGUCCGUCUUCGGAGAGCCCACCCAGGGCAACUUCCAGCUGUGGCGAGAGCUGGUCUCCUCGACGGGCAUCGACUUCGACCUGAUGUACAGCGUGCCGAUGUGGGGGGUGCUGAGGGAGGCCUGGGAGGGGGCGAGGGGAAGUGUCAUGUGUUGGGAUGGGGGGGCCGGUGAGUGGGCGGGGAGACGGUGGCCGAUUGGCGGUGGGGCCGAGAGGGAGGAGAGGAUGUGUGUUGUGUUGCAUUGCGGAGGGGCCGAGGGGAAUGUGAGCUGGCUUGCGAGAGCGAGAUACAAGGGCCUUGCUGUAGAUGUGUAGUAUAGAUCAGAUCGGUUGUCGAUAGGUCUGCCUAUUUGUGUGAAUGUGUGUGGAUGGAUUCAGUCCCCC